Molecule: messenger RNA, 537 nt
Organism: Penicillium brasilianum
Lineage: Eukaryota; Fungi; Ascomycota; Eurotiomycetes; Eurotiales; Aspergillaceae
Source: the annotation of a GenBank genome assembly
AUGAAGGCCUAUUGGUAUGACAACAAGCCCGGCGACCAGCGCGAGCCGCACGACUCUGGCCGCGCCGUCUCGGAAGAGAAGCUUGCGUCGCUUGGUGUCAUCUAUCACAACUGCCCGACCAUUGCCGCCGUUGACGCCAUUGCCAAGGACCGCGGCUACAAAAACCGUGACCAGGUCUGCGUGUCCCCGGAGGCUAUGGGCGACGUCUACGAGGACAAGGUGAAGAUGUUCUUCGCCGAGCACCUUCACGAGGAUGAGGAGAUCCGCUAUAUUCUCGAUGGCGAGGGCUACUUUGAUGUGCGGGGCCAGGAGGACGAGUGGAUCCGCAUCGACCUCGUUAAGGAUGAUUUGAUUAUCUUGCCCGCGGGCAUCUACCACCGCUUCACCACCAAUGAGCAGAACUACGUCAAGGCUAUGCGCCUCUUCCAGGAUGAGCCCAAGUGGACGCCGCUCAACCGUGGCGUUGAGCUUGACGCGAACCCGCACCGCAAGAACUACGUCGAGGCCGUUCUGAAGCCCACUACUGCUGUGAACUAG